GGUUGCGAAACGACGGCCACCAACGUCGCAGCGAGAAGGCGAGAGACAGAACUGGAAGCCAUUGCCUCUGCCAUUUCCCCCCAGGAGCGAGCGAGCGAACAACCGCUUUGGAUUUGAAAGGUAACAACCCCCUGUCCACCACCCACUCGCUUCCUACGUACGCUAUCGACGAGGCACACGGAAAAAAGCUAACCUUGCUUCCCCGCCCGUUAGGCCGAAGUUUGCCAUUUCCGCUUCUUUCAACGGCAAUCGCAGUUCUGGCGCUCACGCAAGGGCAGCUUGUAGACGACAUACCCAUCGAAUAUCCCCCACAGAAACAACAGCGCUGCAAUGUUUCGCUUGGCAACAAAGUCCGCCGCGAGUCUGGCGCCUGCCAGCUGCCUGAGAGUGUCCGCUGCAAGAGGUGCUCGCCACUUCAGCCAGACGAGGCCAGCACGGGCAACUGUAGAGCUGACCAUCGAUGGAAAAAAAGUUUCGAUUGAGCAGGGAGCAGCCCUCAUCCAGGCCUGUGAGAAGGCUGGUGUCGACAUUCCCCGUUUUUGUUACCACGAGCGUCUCUCUGUCGCUGGUAACUGUCGUAUGUGUCUUGUGGAGCUGGAGAGGUCUCCAAAGCCUGUGGCGUCCUGCGCCAUGCCCGUCAUGCCCGGGAUGGUCGUAAAGACCAACACACCACUCGUGAAAAAGGCUCGGGAAGGAGUUAUGGAGUUUUUGCUGGCCAAUCACCCUCUGGACUGCCCUAUCUGUGAUCAGGGAGGCGAAUGUGAUCUCCAGGACCAGUCUGUGCGGUAUGGUUCCGACAGCAGUCGAUUUCACGAGGCCGUUGGGAAGCGAGCUGUAGAGGACAAGAACCUUGGUCCUCUUGUCAAGACGUGCAUGACUCGUUGCAUUCACUGCACCCGUUGCGUCCGUUUCUCCAACGAAGUGGCCGGAGCCGUAGAGAUGGGUACAUCUGGACGCGGAAACGACAUGCAGAUCGGAACGUACAUCGAAAAGACCAUCAACUCGGAAAUGUCCGGUAACAUCAUCGACCUCUGCCCCGUCGGUGCUUUGACCUCCAAGCCAUACGAGUUCACCGCCCGUCCUUGGGAACUCCGCAAGGUGGAGUCCAUCGAUGUCCUUGAUGCAGUAGGCAGCAACAUCCGCGUCGACUCUCGUGGACUCGAAGUGAUGCGGGUCGUCCCUCGUCUCAACGACGACGUCAACGAGGAAUGGAUCUCUGACAAGACCCGUUUCGCUUACGACGGAUUGAAGAGGCAACGUCUCACCACUCCCAUGAUCAGGAAGGGAGAGGACUUUGUGCCCGCCACCUGGCCCGAGGCCCUCUCUGCCGUCGCGCAGGGUAUCAAGGAGGUCAAAGCUGACGAACUGGUCGCAAUCGCCGGUCAGCUCGCCGACGCCGAAAGUCUCGUCGCCUUGAAGGAUCUCUUCAACCGUCUCGGCUCGGAGAACCUCCGAACCGACUCUCGCAACGUCGACAAGCUCCCUGCCGGUGUCGCCGAUUUCCGCAGUAACUACGUCCUGAACGACACCAUCAACGGCAUAGAAGAGGCCGACGCGCUGCUGCUUAUCGGCACCAACCCCCGUCACGAGGCGCCCAUCGUCAACACCCGCAUCCGCAAAGCGUACCUCACCAACAACCUCAACGUCGGUGUCGUUGGCGCUGCCCCCGAUCUCAACUACGAGUUUGACCAUGUUGGCGAUGAGGUUGGCGCUCUGGAGGGUUUGGUUAGCGGCAAGCACGCUUUCUUUGAGACCCUCAAGUCGGCAAAGAAGCCCCUUAUUGUUGUUGGAAGCGCGGUCUUUGAGCGUGCUGACUCGUCGGCUAUUCUGUCUUCCGUCGCGUCUUUGGUUGAGAAGCUGAGGAAGAACGUUGAGCCUGGCCACCAGAUCUACAAUGUUCUGCAAAGGGCCGCCGGUGCCACAGCAGCCCUCGACAUCGGCUACACCCCAUCCACCCCCACCCCCACAAAAGGCAAAUUCAUCUACCUCCUCAACGCCGAUGACGUCCUCCCCUCCGACAUCCCCAAAGACGCCUUCGUAGUCUACCAAGGCCACCACGGCGACACGGGCGCUUACUACGCCGACGUCAUCCUCCCGGGCGCCGCCUACACCGAGAAAACCGCCACCUACGUCAACACCGAAGGCCGCGCCCAGCAGACCCGCGCCGCCGUCGCGCCAGUGCAAGGCGCCCGCGAGGACUGGAAGAUCGUGCGGGCCCUCAGCGAGGUCAUUGGCAAAUCCAUCGCGUUGCCGUACGACGACGCCGCGCAACUUCGCGAGCGGAUGGAGGAAGUUUCCCCGACUUUGGUGGCGUACCAUGGAGGUGUGGAGAAGGCUACUUUUGCGGACGUGGGGUUGACACAGUUGAGGAAGGGGAAGAGCACUAAGGGUGCGGCGAAGGAGGGCAAGUUUGUGCUCCCCAUUGCAGAUUUCUACAUGACGGACCCGAUCUCGAGGGCUUCAGCGACGAUGGCGAAGUGCUCGCAGGUGAGACAUUGUGGACCUUGCUCCUGUUUACGAAUUUACCACUCAUUUGCUAACAUACAAUCCUCCCGGUCACGCUCAGGUCUUCACACACGGAAAUCAAGAAGCCGCCAACGAGACCUCGAACAAGUCUCAACAGCAGGCCGCAUGAGCAACGAGAGUCAGAAAAAGAAGAAAUACCCCGCCACGUUCAUAACACCUAUAGACCCCCGAUCCCGAAUCUAUAACCCUCCGUAACCGACCCUUUCACUUUUCGUUUUUAUAUGUCUUUUGCUUGAGAAUUGCAAAUGCCUUUUUCAAAUACUGUCUCGAUUGGAGGGCUUGGGAGAUUUUUUCAGGGGGUCUAAAGCGGGUCAUGAAUGGAGUUGUUGGCGCUGAUCCUAUCGAGUCGUCCCGAAGCCGGUUCCCUGGGGUCAUACACGCAUUCAGGCCGUUUGUAGACUGUGGAUGGCCUUUUCGCUGGCGGUGAGCCGGCUGAGGAAAGCUUCCCUGGCCGGCCACAAGGAUACGG
This is a messenger RNA of Fimicolochytrium jonesii, 2995 nucleotides long. Its product is annotated as G subunit of NADH dehydrogenase. The transcript has 3 exons. Gene Ontology annotation, molecular function: NADH dehydrogenase (ubiquinone) activity; iron-sulfur cluster binding. Bases 331 to 2721 code for a protein of 796 amino acids. Gene Ontology annotation, cellular component: membrane. The record is from RefSeq and is a predicted model, not a curated record. NCBI's taxonomy places the organism in Eukaryota, Fungi, Chytridiomycota, Chytridiomycetes, Spizellomycetales, Powellomycetaceae. Gene Ontology annotation, biological process: ATP synthesis coupled electron transport.